AUGAAGCUCACCAUCGCUAUUGCCACAGGCCUCACGCUUGUUGGCAGGGCCGCAGCCCUUAAUUCAGACACCGAUCCCAAUAUUGGUACUAUCAGACCCGGUACCUGCGACAAGGCAAGGAAAGUAUGUACCCUCCAGAACAUCUGGAAAAAGCGUGGAUUUGCGAAGGACAAGAAUGGUGUCAGGGUCCAAGUUUGGUACCUCGGUACUGUGGAAAAGAAAUGCGAUUCAAGCGCCCCACUUCAGCGCGACUCCGGCUCAUACUACCACUAUGUGCCCAGAACCCGAUCUCAACGCUGGGAAGUCCACUGGGGGGUCGUCCAAGUCUGGCGGGUCGUCCAAGUCUAA
Molecule: messenger RNA, 348 nt
Organism: Clonostachys byssicola
Lineage: Eukaryota; Fungi; Ascomycota; Sordariomycetes; Hypocreales; Bionectriaceae
Source: the annotation of a GenBank genome assembly